Trichomycterus rosablanca is the source of this 893-nucleotide messenger RNA. RefSeq names its product superoxide dismutase 2, mitochondrial (gene sod2). The coding region runs from base 81 to 755 and encodes 224 amino acids. Gene Ontology annotation, molecular function: superoxide dismutase activity; metal ion binding. The record is from RefSeq and is a predicted model, not a curated record. Gene Ontology annotation, biological process: superoxide metabolic process. Lineage: Eukaryota; Metazoa; Chordata; Actinopteri; Siluriformes; Trichomycteridae. Gene Ontology annotation, cellular component: mitochondrion. The transcript is spliced from 5 exons.
GGCAGGUUACAGUUGGUGUGAGUGAGUGAGUGAGUGAGGGGGUUUUACUAAAGUUGUGAAGUGAAAGCAGAGUUAAGAGUAUGUUGAGCAGAAUUGGACAUAUUCACAGGUGUGUAGCCACACUGAAUCCUUUGCUGGGAGCUUUGGCCUCCAGACAGAAGCACACACUUCCAGACCUGCCCUAUGACUAUGGUGCACUUGAACCCCACAUCUCAGCUGAGAUCAUGCAGCUUCACCACAGCAAGCACCAUGCAACUUAUGUAAACAACCUGAAUGUUACUGAAGAGAAAUAUCAAGAGGCCCUGGUCAAAGGUGAUGUGACAACACAAGUGGCCCUUCAGCCAGCACUAAAGUUUAAUGGUGGUGGCCACGUUAACCACACCAUCUUCUGGACAAACCUGUCCCCAAACGGUGGAGGAGAGCCACAGGGUGAGCUGAUGGAGGCCAUUAAGCGUGACUUUGGUUCUUUCCAGAAGUUAAAAGAGAGGAUGUCUGCUGCAACUGUAGCAGUUCAGGGGUCGGGAUGGGGUUGGCUGGGUUUUGACAAGGAGAAUGGGAGACUGCGAAUUGCUGCCUGUCCAAAUCAAGAUCCUCUACAGGGUACAACGGGUCUCGUUCCACUCCUGGGAAUUGAUGUCUGGGAACAUGCAUACUAUCUUCAGUACAAAAAUGUCAGACCUGACUAUGUUAAGGCCAUCUGGAACAUUAUGAACUGGGAGAAUGUUACGGAGCGCUUUCAAGCUGCUAAGAAGUAGCCAAGAAGAACGCACUUAUAAAGCUGAAUAAACAACUUACCACAUCUCUACUGUUUUAUUCUUUAGCACUUAUAAUAAGAGGUCUGUUCAGCACAAGGUCUGUGUUCAGCCUAUGUAAUUAAAUCAUUGUUUAAACUA